Messenger RNA from Labrus bergylta (ballan wrasse), 3744 nucleotides. RefSeq names its product endoplasmic reticulum aminopeptidase 2 (gene erap2). The record is from RefSeq and is a predicted model, not a curated record. Gene Ontology annotation, cellular component: cytoplasm. Gene Ontology annotation, biological process: proteolysis; peptide catabolic process. Lineage: Eukaryota; Metazoa; Chordata; Actinopteri; Labriformes; Labridae. Gene Ontology annotation, molecular function: metalloaminopeptidase activity; zinc ion binding; peptide binding.
UGGGCGGGAGCUGAGCUGAAAAGAGAAAGUGAAAGUUAACAUCAGGAAGAAUGAUAAAGCAGCAAUGACCGAGGUACAAGGAACAUGUUACUGAAAAGAUAUUUUCCUCCAACCAUAUCCUGGAGGUGAUCAACACUCACCACCACAGUUUAGUCCUUCAUAUUAUAAUUGAUAUUACUAAGUAUAAGACCAGCUUUUAGUUACACCAUUUCUUCAAUCAGUGUUGGAAGAACAGGUUCUCUAUAAUGGUGUUGUUAAAAAUAUUAGUGCUGUGUGUCCUCCAUCUCUGUCUUGUGGGGUCUCAGCCCACCUCUAAAAAAACAUCCACUCCUCCUCACCCUGUGGGAGAACGGUCUCCUCUGGGUCCUGAUAAUCUUUCCUUCCCCUGGAGCCGCCUUCGCCUGCCAAGGUACAUUAAUCCUCUUCACUACGACCUACUCCUGCAUCCAAACCUCACCAGUCUCAGUUUCAAUGGAUCAGUGCAGAUCCAGAUUGAUGUCCAGAACAACACAAACUGGGUUGUCUUGCACAGCAAGGGUCUUAACAUCACUAAAGCCACCAUACUGGACCUAAACCUUGCUCACCUGUCUGACCAGGUUCUUCCCGUUCUUUAUAACCCUUCCCAUGAGCAGAUUGGUAUUUUCUCCCCGCGGGUGCUCACUAGUGGGCAAAAGUACUUUCUGUAUCUUGAGUUUGCAGCAAAACUAGCAGAGGGCUUCUAUGGCCUUUAUAAGAGCAGCUACAGAACCAGCACAGGAGAGACAAGAAGUUUAGCUUCGUCUCACUUUGAGCCCACAAGCGCUCGAAUGGCCUUCCCGUGUUUCGAUGAGCCGAGCUUCAAGGCCAAAUUCACGGUUCGGAUAAGAAGAAAUCCAGAGUUCAUCGCUCUGUCCAACAUGCCUGUGGUUGAGACCGUUCAUUUCAGUGACGACCUGCUUGAGGACCACUUUGAUGUGAGCGUUAAGAUGAGCACAUACCUCGUGGCUUUUGUCGUCUGUGACUUCAAAUCCGUCACUGCAACAACAUCUUCUGGGGUGCAGGUUUCCAUUUAUGCUGUCCCAGAGAAGAUUCAGCAAACACACUAUGCCCUGGAGGUUGCUGUCAAAAUGUUAGACUUCUAUGAGGAGUAUUUCAACAUUAACUAUCCUCUACCAAAACAAGAUCUGAUAGCAAUCCCAGACUUUCAGUCAGGUGCUAUGGAGAACUGGGGUUUGACCACCUACAGAGAGACCAGCCUUCUUUUUGAUCCCCUCACAUCCUCUGUUUCUGAUAAACUCUGGGUUACCAUGGUGAUUGGCCAUGAGCUUGCCCAUCAGUGGUUUGGUAACUUGGUGACCAUGGUCUGGUGGAAUGAUAUCUGGCUCAAUGAAGGAUUUGCCCGAUACAUGGAGUUCACUUCAGUGGAGGCCACGUACCCUGACCUUAAAGUAGAGGAAUAUUUACUGCACACCUGUUUUGCAGCAGUUGGUCUUGAUUCGCUGAACUCCUCUCGAGCAAUAUCAAGCCCAGCAGAGGACCCCACUCAGAUCAAAGAGAUGUUUGACACAGUCUCCUAUGAAAAAGGAGCAUGUGUUCUGCACAUGCUGCGACACUUUUUGACAGAGGACGUGUUCCAGAGUGGGAUAGUACGAUACCUCCGCAAAUACAGCUACACAAACGCACACAAUCAGGACCUGUGGGACAGCCUAGCCAAUACCUGCUCAGAGGAGGAUUUCAUCUCAGGGAAACACUGUUACAGCAGCAGCCAGGCCUCAAAGAAUGCAUACCUGUUUGCAGGGGAACACAUGGACCUGACUGCCAUGAUGAACACUUGGACUCUGCAGAAGGGGAUUCCUCUGGUGAGAGUAAAGAGGGCGGGGUCUCGCCUGCUGCUCAGACAGGAAAGGUUCCUGAGGACUGUGCUGCCCUCUGACCCCCUGUGGUCCACAGUGCAGCAGGGUUUUCUUUGGCACAUCCCUUUAACAUACAAGACAGAUGCUUCUAGCACAAUCCACAGACAUCUGAUGACAACCCUCACAGACAGUAUAAAUAUAGGGGAGGAAGUCAGCUGGGUGAAAGUCAACAGUGACAUGACAGGAUAUUAUGUGGUUCAUUAUGAGGACGGCGGUUGGGAUGAGAUGACCAACCUGCUGAGGAAAAACCACACAGCUCUGAGCUACAAAGACAGGACUCAGUUGAUACACAACGCCUUCCAACUGGUGACAGCAGGUCAUCUUACACUGAAUAAAGCCUUAGACCUGAUUGGUUACCUGGGGUUGGAGAACCACACUGUGCCUCUGCUCCAAGGACUGGGCUACCUGGAGUUCUUUUACCGGAUGGUCGAAAAAAUAAACGAACCUGAUCUUACAAGGAACCUCGGGGUGUACAUCCUGAAAUUUUUCCGUGCUGUCAUUGACAAGCAGACGUGGAGCAACAACGGCUCUGUGUCAGAGCGGCGGCUGAGGUCAGAAGUCUUGUCCCUGGCCUGCCACCUGCAUGACCCUCCCUGUGUGGAGCGAGCACGCCAGAGCUUCAAAGACUGGCUCCAGUCCAACGGUACUCUCAACUUGCCCACUGAUGUGGCUGAAACGGUGUAUUCAGUAGGAGCUCAGGGCGACCAUGGCUGGGCUUUACUCCUACACACAUACAACAUCUCCCUCUCUGCAGCUCAGAAAAACACAAUUCUGUAUGCUUUGACCUGCACCACAGACACAAAUAAACUACACAGACUGUUGGAGUUGGGUUUGGAGGGGAAAGUGAUUCGAUCUCAGGACCUGUCCUCUCUUAUUCUGAUGGUGGCCAGGAACCCACAGGGACAUCAUCUCGCCUGGAACUUUGUCAAAAAGAACUGGGACACACUGGUAAAAAGGUUCCAGUUGGGCUCAUCUUGUAUCAGACACAUCCUUGUUGGCACCACAGGCCAGUUCUCAUCUCCAGAAGAACUCACUGAGGUGCAGUUGUUUUUUGAGUCCAUCAAAGAGCAGGCGUCUCAGCUAAGAGCAACCCAGAUUGUCCUGGACAACAUGCAGAAAAAUGUCCGCUGGGUUCAGAGAAACCUGGAGACACUAAGACUCUGGGUUAAUGAGCAAAUGAAGUGAAGACAGCAGAAAUAGAAGUGGGGUUUCAUGGAAGCAGAAGAGGGGCCCUGUCCACGCAAACCAUCUCCCUUCAUCUCCAGAGUACUUACAUGUAUUGUUAAAUACUCCAGACAGCAACUACAUUUUCAUCACGGAAAUAUUCAAGUUAUAUUCUACAUCAUUUGUAGGAUAGGAUUAUUUGUAGGUUGUAAUGAUGAUAUUUGAAAGCUUUUGUUAAAUUUGUAUUUGUGUGAUUAUUUGCAAAAUAUGUGUUCUGAACUGUAGAGUUGUUAGUUUGGCAUCUUUUUUUUCAAGAGAACUUGUUUUUUUGACAACAGAAAUGAAUAAUUGGUAGUACUGUACUGAAUAUGCAGCAGUAGACUUUUUUAUGAGUAGCUGUAUACAUACCAUGGUGUGAUGUUUAUGUGGGUGUGUGUGUGUUUCUGUGUAGGCGUGUGUAUUGGUGUGUGUUUGUGAGAUAGAGACAUUUUUGCUUUAAUAUUGUGCAUUUUUAAUUCUGGAUACAUUUUUGCAGUGAUGCUUUGGCAAAAUUGUUUCUAUGAAACUCUCCUAUCAAUAAUACCUUUUUUAAAUUAAAAUUAAAAUAAAACAAGAAAGAGUUCGAUUCCAAAGUUGAAUCGUGUAAUGGAUGCUUAAUAUACUAAUAAAAGGUGAGUUGCAAAUCACA